Molecule: messenger RNA, 546 nt
Organism: Asparagus officinalis (garden asparagus)
Lineage: Eukaryota; Viridiplantae; Streptophyta; Magnoliopsida; Asparagales; Asparagaceae
Exons: 2
Coding region: 1-546 (181 amino acids)
Source: RefSeq, a predicted model, not a curated record
AUGUCAGCCGUAGAAGCUGAGGCGAACGAUCAAGUUAUCACUGGUAAGGUUCUUGUUUCUUCUGUUCAUGCUUUAUCGCUCUUUGAUUUUGGAGCCUCUCAUUGUUUCUUGUCUCGUCGAUUUGCCAGUGUACAUUCUCUUUCUAUAACUCCUUUUACUACGGGCUGGAAUAUCAACACUGGCAGUGAUGUCUUAGUAGCUUCCAGUAGUUAUGAAGCAUGCCCUGUGGUUAUCUGCGGGAGAGAACUCUUUGUAGACUUUCUGGUGAUUGAUUUGCUAAGCUUUGAUGCAGUAUUUGGGAUGGAUUGGUUGGGGUCGUUCUUUACCACCAUUGAUUGUCGUCAUCAGAGCGUAGUAUUCGAGAUACCAGAUCACCCGAGAUUUGAGUUCACUAGUGGUAGCAUAUCGGCUAGACCUGUGGAGUUCAGAGCUAGACCGAAGAAGGCGACGUUAGCUGCAAUGCAAGUAGAAUCCGAGAAGCUAAUUAUAGUUCGAGAAUUUGACGACAUAUUUCCCGACGAUAUUUACGGAUUACCACCGGAUUGA